Molecule: messenger RNA, 1302 nt
Organism: Leptosia nina
Lineage: Eukaryota; Metazoa; Arthropoda; Insecta; Lepidoptera; Pieridae
Source: the annotation of a GenBank genome assembly
AUGCGAGCGUUGGGCUUUCCACAGCCGAUAUCUUUAGAAAGCUUUCGGUCUCCCAACUGGAAUCUUCUGGAGAGUUGUCUUCGGUGGAUGGCGGCUAGAGUGGAGCCUGAUGCUGUUUUGGCUGGAGGAAAGGAAACUGUGGAACAACGCGUUGCUAUGAUCACGCAUGCUUUAGAGCUGUUUCACACGCGAGCCAACUUAAAGUUGAACGGGAAGAAGUUAUACGGCGCAGACGGAUGGGCUGUUAAGGAAUUGCUUAAAGUGGCCGCUCUGCUAAGAACUGCGCUAGAAACCUCUCCAUCAGAUCCUCAGGACCAUACGCCACUGAUAUACGACAUUAGCAAUAGGAUUGGUCAAAUAAAACAAGCUCGUGCUUUGGCAACAGAUAUAACGGCCCAAGGUGCUUUUUUAUACGAUCUAUUGGCCAAGGAGCCUGAAAAUAAGGAAACUCGCGAACGCGCUCUCUCUCGUCCCCUGGACACAUCUUCAUCAGAGGCUGCUUUACGUCGGGCUGUAUCCGCGGUGGCAGCUCAGGUGUCUGAAACGCGGGAACAGAUCGACAACGUUGCGGCCAGUGAAGCCGCGUUAGAUGCCAAGUUAGAACGACGCCGAGCAGAGCUGCAGAGGGCUGAAAAACGACUGCACACGGUACAGAAGAUCAAACCCGCAUACCAAGCUGAACUGUCAGCCUUGGAGGGCGAGAUCGAAGAGUUGUGGGAUCAAUACGUGUUGCGGUACCGCUGUGUGGAGGCACUUAAGCAUCAGCUCAGCCUGUUAGAAACUGCUCAGAACGAGGCGGCCGAGGAGCAACAAGCUUCCAUCAUGCAGCUGAUCCAGAAGUAUGAAACCGAGGAUGUCCUCGGCAAACUCAGCGAUUCUGAUGACUUGGAGUCAAGCGGCGAAGAGAGAAAGCGGCCUCGGCCCGCCACCAGACCGCGCACCAGGUUGCGAAUCAAGACUGCGGGCACCGGCGGCUCGGAGGUGAGAGGUGCGGGCGCAUGGUUGGCGGGCGGAGCCGCUUCGCGGGACUCGCUCGACAUCCGCGACGAGGACGACUCGCACUCCGACUCGGAGCCGGACCUCUCCGACGCCCAACUCUUCGGUGGCGACGGUCGCGCAGCGCGCUGGUCGAGACGCCCCGCGACGCGCACGCUGGCAGCGGCCGACGAACACUACGCAGAUCUCAUACGAGGUGUCGACGCGCCGGGAGGCGACUCCCUCGGCAGUUCUUCAGAGAGCGAGUUGAGGCUGUCCAGCCCCAAACUGGGUCGCAACUCUGCGCUGAGCGACGACGAGUUCUAA